GUAGUGGAAAAAGAAAAGUAAAUAGUGAAAAUUAAUAUUGGAUAUUAUGUGUUGUUAUUGCGUCGUUUUCGAGCGGUUGUUCUACUGAGAAAUAACGUUCAUGUGAACAGAUACGACUCCUUUUGUUUCUCAUUAUGAGUGAAAAAACGCCGAAAGCUCCUUCAGGGGCGGGGGCUUCGGUUCCGCAUAAAAUGAGACUUUAUGCUACGUGGGUUGAUCGAACUCCGGCAAAUUGCAUACCCAGGUUAUGCUCGCUAACUCUAACGAGAUUAGUAAUACUCAGACCGCUGGGUUCUGAGACGCCCUGCACCGUCUCCAUAGCGGUCAAAAUGCAAUCCAGCAAGAGAACCCUGCGAUCGAAUGAGCUGGUUCUGAUGCAAGGCGGCCUGCUGGACGCCCCGUUGGACGUGACGUUCUGCCUGCAGUACCCCCAUUUCCUGAAAAGGGAGGGCAACAAGCUCCACAUUCUCCUGCAAAGACGAAAGAGGUACAAGAAUCGCACGAUGCUGGGCUUCAAGACGCUAGCCGAGGGCGUCAUUCGAAUGGAUCAGGUGCUGCAAAAGCAAAUGGACAUCGAUCUCGAACUGAUGCCGGACACCAACAGCAAAGACAAGUCGUCGGGCCCGCUGGCCCGGCUGACGGUGCUCCAGCUGAGCUCGACGCCCGUCGAUCAGGACCACAAGAUCCGCGACCACGAUUUCAGCGACGACGAGGACGACAUCAGCUCGGGCGAGGAGGAGGCCGUCGACCUGUCGGACAGCGAGCCCAUCAGGAAGUUGCCGCACACCAGGCACAAUCUGAAGCAGCGGUUCGUGUCGCUGUUGAGGCGGUUCAAAGUGCCCGAUUCCGAAGGAGGAAGAGUGCGCGAUUGCCUGGACAAUCCCAGCGACAUACAGGCCCUCUUCCAAGAACUGGAAUCGCUGAGCUGCGAUGAAGAUUCGGGCGGCGAACAGGACACCAUGUCCAUAUCGAGCACGCCCAAGCCGAGUUUACGUCCCUUUUUCAGCAGCAGUCGAAGCCUCUUGGACAACACCACCGUUCCCUUCGUCGAGUCCGAGAAAGCCGAAGAGAAAACCUAUUCGGGAUCGGACGGGAACGCCGAUUUCUGUUUCACCGAUCCGGAGGGUCAGAGCGAUCCGCAAACGGGUUCGCCGCCCCGCGAACAAACCGCCUCGUUUCGCAAGCACAUCGGCGACAACGAAUUCAGCAACAUCAUGCAGGAGCUGAGCGAACGCAAGGCGAAGCUGUUCCGAUCGUCGACGUCGUCCGAUAAAAAGAAGAAGAACUCGCUGAGCGUCAGUUCGGAACCGCCCGCGGAAACGCCGACGUCUCGAAAGGUAUUUUUAGAAUUGGUAUCGAAACUGUUGCCGAGCGAAGAGACGGCGCUACCCGAAUGCGUCGUGUUUCUCACCGGGCCCGACGCCCUGACUAUACCGUUGGCGGCGAGAUUGGGCGGGCAAUACAGGGUGUUUCAACCGCUGUCGUCCGUCGAGACCAAGGCUGUGCUUUCCGCCGUCUUCGGUAAAAUUCACAAGUAUUGCAAUAGCUGCGCCAAGCCGGGCACCUUCGUCAAGCUGCUGCUGAUCGGCGGCGACACGUUGAUCGGUUGGUUCGUGCGACCCUACGUCGAGCUGUUGUCGAGCAAACCGUCCGAAUGGUUGUCGUUCACGCGCGUCUACAUAGUCCCAGCGGGCAAUUGCAGCAUAUCGAGAAACCUGUCGACGCUCGACCAGGGCUACCAGUCGUUGUUUCCCAACGAGCAAGAACUGAAAAUCGACGAGCUGUCGCAGCGCUUGCACCGUUACCUGGGCGUACCGACGACGGCGCCCGUCGCCCAAAUACCCAUCGGCGAGGCGAUGCUGACGUGCCACGACGAGAACAGCCAGUUGUUCAUACCGUUUAUCAGCGAGGUGAGAGUGGGACCGGCCGAUCAUUCGCAAUCCGUUUCGGUCGAUUUGGACGAUUUGAUAUGCUCGAGUCCGCCGGCGCCGUCGCUGACGCCGCCGUCGUCGCCCAACGUGCAGGCGAGAGAGUCGCCGUGGGAGCCGCUCGAACUGCAAGUCGACUAUUGGCAAUUGCCGAAGUUCGGCGAAUCGAUCAUCAAGACUGAGAAGGACAAGACGAAGCAGGACGGCAAGACGUCGCUGAAGGCCGUCUUUAGGGGUUUGCAGGCGUCGCCCACCACCGUGUCGGGACUCAAUCUCACCAUGCAUUUGACCAAUAAGGAGAAGAAGCAGAAAAUUAUGAGAUUAGGUAAGAAGAAGGAAAAGGAAAAGGAUACGGAGCCUCGCAGUCAAAAUGUCGAAGGCGUUUCAAGACUGAUAUGUUCUGCACGUGCUUCGCAUAAUACGCCCAUGAAAGUAUACAUCGAUGGUGUAGAAUACGUUGGGGUGAAAUUCUUCCAAUUGAGUUCCACCUGGCAAACUCACGUGAAAAGCCUGACUGUGGCAUUAGCCGGGGUGCCUCUAGCCAGUACCGAAUUGCACUGAGAGAUUCCUAUUACCAUAUCUACUGCCGGAUCGAUACAUAUAUUUAAAACAUAGACAUUAGUGAAUUGUAUACAUACAUAUUGUUUUUUUCCAUAAUUGAUGCUUUGCUUCCUUAUAAGAACGCUUCUAGUCACUAUACGGGGUCACUCAGAGAUUUCGUUCUUCUUAGUAAUGUUGCUAAAGUAUGUACGUGACGUUGUUACUCGAUUUUCUUCUUUUUUUUUUUAGUAUAAAUGAUUUUGAUUUGCACAUUUUUUAUAAACGAGUCGUUUAUACUAAAAAAAAAUAAUUGGUAACGGCAUUAAUCAAAAAGGAAGCAACUCUACUAUAAUUCAUUGCAGUCGAUUAGAUUAGUAACUGGAAAAAAUGCUUCUACUUAUUUAUUUAUGUACUUAUUUUUAUUUAGUAAUGAUAUUAGUACCGUCGUUCAGUAUUAACUAGCAUCCGAAAUUACUUGUAUACUUUCGCUUCGAGUUAAAUCACCAAAAAUUUAAAGACUGUUUUUUUUUAUUUAUUUAUUUUUCUACUAAAUUAUUUUUAGAUACAAAAACUAAUCGACUGCUAGAGACUUUGUAAAAGUUGACAAUAUUACAAAAAAAAACUUUGACGGCUCAAAAAACUAACAUAUGAAAGACUCUUAUUUAAAGAAUACUCUGUAUAUGUGAUAUAGUUUGUAGUAAGUAUGUAAAAUGAAAUAUCGAGUGCGCUUCGUGUUAUUUUUAUCGAAUAUAAAUUAUAUUUCGGAGGGACGAUCGAACUGUUUAUCUAAAUAGUCGAGCGCAUAGAUUAAUCGAGUUGCAUUACGAUCUAGUCGGAUGAAUUUGUGGAAUUACGCCGAACUAUUUAGAUAAAAGCCUCCUUGAAUUUCGAAGAAAACAAAUUUUUGAAUGAAAUCGCGGCCAAGCCGCGCCGAAUAAAUUGAUAUACGCGAAAUUACUUAUUGCUCGAUAUCGACGGUAUCAGUUUUAUUAGGUUUUAAGAUUUUUAAUGAUGAAAUGCGCGUUAUUUUUUUAAUUUAUAGAAAUGUUUUUUAAUAAAAAAAUUAUGUGAUAUAUUUAAUAUUCCUUGUUCGAUUGCGGUUUCCAUUCAUUUCAAAAAUUCCGUUUCCAUUGUGUCUAUUGUGAUUGUUGUUUAUUUAUCAAAUAAUAUUUAUCUAGCAUUUUCCAGGGGUUUGUGAAACCCGACUUUUUGUACUAGCUUUAUUCAGAAAAUGGUAGAUAAUACUGAUUGUUUUAUGUUCGUACUUCAAUAAGAAUAUUUAUGCAGUAAAUAGUCUCGAUGAUUAAUUAAUUCUUGUUGCGUUACGUAAUGACGAUAAUCAAAUUGCAAUACAGUUUCGAUACUCUAUUCGAAUUGAUUGUUGUAGUUUUUUUUUGUAUAAGAAAUACCUUUUAACAUAUUCUGUCUUGAUUCGCCUUAACUUGGAUGAAUUCCGUUGAAAGUUUUAUCAAAUUAUCGUAAUUAUAAGAAAAAUGUAAUCAACGAUGAACGAAUAGAAUAUAGCUAUUUUUGGGCAUUGAAAAUGAUGAGCUCGCUUAUCUAGAAUCAUAAUAUAUCAUUUUUUAUGUCCACGAUUUUAUUUUGUUAAAAUACUCGCUGAAUAAACAUAAGUAAUUUGAAAUGGAAUGCUUUCAGCUUUAGUAUUUUUUUGGUAUAAUACUAAGGCGGGUUUAAUUGAUAAUUAUUAUUGUUUAUCGAUCAAAUUAUUUUCAUGAAUUAAAUUUGAAAAUUUCGAGAUAUUUUCUAACUAUAGAGUUGGAAUAUGUACUUUUUAUCGGAUUGAAAAUCUGUGAUGAAUAAUUAUUGGAAAUAUAUUAUAAAUAAAAAAAGAGCCACAAAACUGUGAUUCUAAAGCAGCUCAUUCCAAAUUGAUGGGGUAUUCCUUUUAUCCGCUUGAUAAAUUCAAUUCCUUCGCAUAAGUUUGAAGCGAUAAAAUACGUACCUAUCAGAUUAAAUGUUUAAAUGUAUACUAAGUAGAUUAGAAUUUUCUGUUGUACAAUUGCAAUAACGAUUGAAAUAUUAUUGUUUAUAAAAAUGUAUACAUAAUACAU
Phyllotreta striolata is the source of this 4540-nucleotide messenger RNA. NCBI's taxonomy places the organism in Eukaryota, Metazoa, Arthropoda, Insecta, Coleoptera, Chrysomelidae. The record is from the annotation of a GenBank genome assembly.